AUGUGUAGCCACCCGGAUAAUCAGAAGGUGCUGGACAGUGAUCUCAGAUUUUACUACCAAAACCUAUUCCCCCUUCCUGAAAUCUACAAGUGGCUUACCUAUCGCAAUGAUCCUAAUCAACCAACUUCCGACAGCAAUGAUCCACAAUUUUGUCUACGGCGUGAAAUGAGUUUUGUAUAUAAGAGACAGGACCACUCUGACGAUUCUGAUAUAUUUACCAGGUGGAUUCCUCUAGGUACUGUUGACAAUUUUAGGAAGUUGCUAUAUCAAGACAAGCUGGUUCCACACAAAUUUGACAUAGGCGCAGUGUAUAACUUGGCAAUUUCCCAAAUGUCUAUUAACAAUAAAAAAUUUACCCAGGAGCAGAGGGAGCUUGUGUUUGAUAUUGAUAUUAAUGACUACGACGAUAUACGAACUUGUUGCAAAGAAAAAAAUAUUUGUGAUAAAUGUUGGAGAUAUAUGUCAAUUGGCGUUAGGUUUCUAUAUGAAACUUUGACUGUGGAUUUCUCGUUUAACAACCUUUUAUUUGUAUUUUCAGGCCGUAGAGGAAUUCACUGUUGGGUUUGCGAUACCGGUGCCCGUAGACUGCCUCAAGAAGCCAGGCUUGCAAUUGUAGAAUAUCUCACUUUAGUAACGGGUGCCGAAGUGAUUAAGAAGAGGGUUAAUCUAUAUACGAAAGAUUCCCAUCCAUUAGUAGCCCGUGCCUUCCACUAUUGUUAUAUGGAAUUUCACAGUCUUUUAAUCGAACAAAAUUAUUUUAUUGACAAACAUCAUCACUCAGUUCUUCUAGAAUAUAUACCAGAUGUACAAAAAUUUGCCGAAUUGCGUGCUUCAAUAUCCCGCCCAUUUAACUCAUCCGUUGAGCUAUUUAAUGUAAUGUGUAACCAAUUGGGCAUACCAAAUCCUAUAGAAUAUAGAGAAAAUAUUAAUAAGUCACAUCUUAAAGUACAUUCAAUUCCUGGAUUUUUUAAGGAGAUAAUCAUACACUAUUCAUUCAUACGCUUAGAUUGCAACGUAACUAAGGAUAUGGGACAUUUGUUGAAAAGCCCAUUUUGCAUACAUAUAGGCACUGGCAAAGUCUGUGUACCGAUAGAUAUAUCGGCUAUAGAAAAGUUCAACCCCCAGUCUGUACCCACAAUAUUUGAACUCAGGAAGGAAUUCGACGAACAAAGCAACAAGAAUGGCCAAUCAUCGCUGUCAAAGUACAUAAUAUAUUUUCGCGAGAGAUUCCUUGGCACAAUUUAUAAGUGA
Molecule: messenger RNA, 1251 nt
Organism: Babesia microti strain RI
Lineage: Eukaryota; Apicomplexa; Aconoidasida; Piroplasmida; Babesiidae
Product: DNA primase small subunit
Exons: 8
Coding region: 1-1251 (416 amino acids)
Biological process (GO): DNA replication, synthesis of primer
Cellular component (GO): alpha DNA polymerase:primase complex
Source: RefSeq, a predicted model, not a curated record